Malus domestica (apple) is the source of this 603-nucleotide messenger RNA. NCBI's taxonomy places the organism in Eukaryota, Viridiplantae, Streptophyta, Magnoliopsida, Rosales, Rosaceae. The record is from RefSeq and is a predicted model, not a curated record.
AAUUCCUCAUCCAUUUCACUUGUGAAUACCACUUCUAUGGUCAUACUUAGUGCGGUGAUAGCUUCUGUAGUUUCAGAAGCUGGUCUUUGUUCUGAACCAGCCUUUAAGUUCCCAUACUAUGACUUCCGCUCACCUGCUGAGCUUCCGCUAUAUCUAUUGCUGGGUGUCCUAUGUGGCUUGGUUUCGUUAACCUUAUCAAAGUGCACAUCAUACGUGUUGGUAUUUGUUGACAAUCUUCACAAGACAGUUGGCCUACCAAAUUUUUUUUUCCCUAUCGUGGGUGGCUUGGCUAUUGGGCUGAUGGCAUUGGCAUAUCCUGAAAUUCUUUAUCGGGGUUUCGAGAAUGUUCACAUUUUGCUGGAAUCUCGACCAUUUGAGAAAGGUCUCUCAGCUGAUCAGUUUCUUCAGUUGGUAGUGGUCAAGAUAGGUGCAACCUUAUUGUGUCGAGCCUCUGGAUUAGGUGGAGGCUACCAUGCUCCAUCACUUUUUACUGGUGCAGCAACAGGAAUGGCUACUGCUCAAAUAAAUUACCAACUUCACAGAUCGAUGGACAGUAAGUUUGAAUGACUUUGCUUGUGAUCAAGUCACCCUAAAUAAAUUUGA